CGCCAUUCGAAUUGCAAGGGGCGUUUGAUGGCCAUUCGGCGGGCACUCCUCACGCGACGCAGUGCCGUGCUUGGGCACUGGAGUAACAGCGUCGCCAGCGUCGCGGUUCCUACGUCUCAGGCAGCUUUUUCAUUCAGCAACGACCAUCGCAUCAAGCAGCAGCAACGUCAUGCUGCAGCUGUCCAUGGCCAGCGCAGGUUGUUGUCCACAGACGUCGACCUCGGGUACUUUGGUUCGUACAGUGAACGCACGGGCGAGUGGGAGCCAGACCAGAGCCAUUUGGACGAAGUGGUACGGUCGGACUCGUUGGACGCACAUCCUACCCUUCAAAGUCUCAUCCGCGACGACAUCGAAGAAGCAAGGCGGUUCUUCCGCAACGUGCUGCAAGUCCAUUAUCACAACGACAUGGACAUGUGGAACAAGUGGGCCACCAUGGAAUGGAAAGAUGGCAAGAUCGUCCUCGCGCGCAAAAUCUACGCGAAAGCGUCCAAGAUUCGGUUCAGUCCGGUGCUGUACCAGUCGUGGGGGACGAUGGAGUCGGAGCUCCAGAACUACAUGGAGGCGCGGCGACUCUUCUCGGUGAUCCUCGCCACCGACUCGAGCAACAGCCUCCAGGCGGCGAUGGCGUCCUUGGGCCUCGCCCUGGUCGAAGAUCGCUGUGGCAACACGGCAAAAGCGCGUCGCAUGCUCCUCCAAGCCAAGAAACGGUUCCCCGACGAUUUGCAUGUGGCCGAGGCGUAUGCACUGUUUGAAGGGCGGCAUGGCAAUGUCAAGCUGGCGCGGCAGAUGCUGUCGGCCAUAGCGGAGCGAGGGGAUUGCACACCCCAAGUGUUUCACGCGUGGGCGUACUUGGAAUUCCGACGAGGAAGUUACAACGAAACCCUGAGCAUCAUCGACCGGGGACUGGUGACCGACCCGUACGACAAGCCGCUGCUCAUGCUGCGGGCGCUGGCGCUGGCCAAGUCGGGCGACAAUGAAAGCGCCAGGGAAGCCUUUAUCAAACACACAAAGUUUGCCAAGGGAGACCCGAGAGCGUUCAACGCGUUUGCCCAAUUCGAAGAAGAGAACGGCAACUUCGAAGAGGCCCAGCGCAUCUAUCACUCGAUUCUGCAGCAGCAGCCCACGUCCGCGUCCAACAUCACGGGCUUGGCGUACUUGCAAGUGAAGAUGGACCCCGAAGGCGGCGUCGAGAGCGGUCGCGAUGCGUUCGCCACCGGCGUCAACAUUGCCGUCGACAACGCCGAGCUGUGGCAUAAUUGGGGGAUUUUUGAAGAGCGUCACGGCACGCCCGAGCUGGCCAAGCGGCUAUACACAGAGGCCGUGGAGAAGGCGCCGUGGGCGGCAGAUUACUGGUGCUCACUGGCGCGAGUCGAGUCAAAGCUCGGGGAUACAAAGGCCAUGCGCGUGACGUUAGACAAAGCCACCAUGAUGUGCACAAACAAGUUGCCUCUGCUUGUGGCACUGGCCAAGCUUGAGCUGAAGAACCGAAACUUUAAGCAAGCGCGGGAAGCCUGCGUCGCAGCGCUCAAAGUCGACAAGAACCGACCGUCUACGUGGAACUUACGGCAAGUGGAAGGAUGGUAAGAGGAGGGUAUAGAUAACACUUUUUUGCUGUGCAGGGCCAUGGUGGAGCUGGUCCACAACCCCGAGCGAGCCAAAGGCAUUGUCGAAAGCGCGCUCAAGAUCAUCCCUACGCAUGACCACGUCAGUUGGGGCAUCCUUCUCUGCACGUACGCUCGAUGCUACGCGGCGAUGGGAGACUACGACAACGCUGCCACGUCGUUCAGGGAAGCGAUCCGCCUCGAUGCGGGCAACUACCACACACACAUGUACUUGGCCAACUUCAUGGAGAAGAUGGGCGAGCUGGAAGAAGCCAAGAAGCGGUACGAGACGGCGAGUCUUCUCUGUCCGAGCAACAAGGUCCACCUCAUGGAGCGCCACAUCGCCGACGUGAUCGCGAAAGCUGAAAGCGAACGAGGUGUUUAGAGCUGAAAAGAGGUGCGUGCGGUAACAGUAGUAGUACUGACACCGCUACGUAUUUUUACUAGUAAUAUAAAAUAAGUACUAGUAUGUGAUAAUUUAAAAAGAAAACAUC
Aphanomyces astaci is the source of this 2095-nucleotide messenger RNA. RefSeq lists its product as hypothetical. The transcript is spliced from 11 exons. The coding region runs from base 28 to 1584 and encodes 518 amino acids. The record is from RefSeq and is a predicted model, not a curated record. Gene Ontology annotation, molecular function: mRNA binding; protein binding. Gene Ontology annotation, biological process: mRNA processing. NCBI's taxonomy places the organism in Eukaryota, Oomycota, Saprolegniomycetes, Saprolegniales, Verrucalvaceae.